AUGGUGAAGUAUUUCCUGGGCUUGAAUUUGCUGAAGAGCUCCUGGGACCAAGUAUUCACUGCUUUUUGGCAGCGCUACCCAAACCCAUACAGCAAACAUGUCCUGACUGAAGACAUUCUGUACCGCGAGGUAACCAGUGACCAGAAGCUUAUAACCAGGAGGCUUUUGACUAAGACCAACCGCCUGCCACGAUGGGCAGAGUGCUUCCUCCCAGCUAAUGUGGCCCAUGCUGUGUACAUUUUAGAAGACUCCAUAAUCGACCUUCACACAAGAAAACCUUAACAACCUAUACCUGGAACAUAAACCACAGCACAGUCAUGUCUGUGGAGGAACGCUGCACAUACUGUGAAAAUCCAGAGAACAAAAGCUGGACCAAGAUUAAAAGAGAGGCUUGGGGUGUCGUCAAGUGUGUUUGGUUUUAGCAGACCCAUACAGGAGUUUGGUCUGGCUCGGUUCAAACGUAAUGUGACCAAGGCAAUCAAGGGCUUUGAAUUCAUCUUGACAAAAAUGCAAGGUGAUGCACCUUCCAGAACACUAGUGGGAACUGCAAAAGGGGCAACAGAAAAAGCAAAGGAGGCAGCACUUGCUGCAAAGGAGAGAGCCAAAGAUUUGGCCAGCGGCAGCUACAAGCAAGAAACAGCAAUAUGUCUAA
Messenger RNA from Staurois parvus, 652 nucleotides. The record is from the annotation of a GenBank genome assembly. Lineage: Eukaryota; Metazoa; Chordata; Amphibia; Anura; Ranidae.